Medicago truncatula (barrel medic) is the source of this 1668-nucleotide messenger RNA. Its product is annotated as bifunctional riboflavin kinase/FMN phosphatase. Bases 364 to 1500 code for a protein of 378 amino acids. Lineage: Eukaryota; Viridiplantae; Streptophyta; Magnoliopsida; Fabales; Fabaceae. The record is from RefSeq and is a predicted model, not a curated record. Gene Ontology annotation, molecular function: riboflavin kinase activity. The transcript is spliced from 10 exons. Gene Ontology annotation, biological process: riboflavin biosynthetic process; FMN biosynthetic process.
UCCACACACCAUAUUUAUUUCAAAGUUAAUUUUCUCUCUCUUCACCAAAGAAAUCUGGAAAACUCUCUCAUUCUUAAACAAACCCUAGCCGCCGCCUCCUCCCUCAUUCAGUGUGUCUCCGGCGGUCGUUACAUUGCUCCACCAUCUUCAUUUUUGAAAACCCAUCACCAUAAAAUGAGUCCCCUCCAUCUUCUCUACAAAUUCCAUUUAAAAAUAUCAGGAACGGACAACCUUCGCCGGUGACCACCACGCCGGAGCUUGCAACCACCGCGCCGGGAAAGAGCUUACGUGUUUUCCAGAUCUGGGUCAGAAUUUUUACACAAACACUUAAACCUGGGCUGUUGUCUUCAUCAAGAUUAGAAAAUGUCUGUUGCAAGAAGAUUGAUUAAAUGCGUUAUCCUUGAUUUGGAUGGCACGUUGCUCAACACAGAUGGCAUAGUUUGCAACGUUUUAAAGGUUUCGUUGGGAAAGUAUGGGAAAGAAUGGGAUGGAAGAGAAACACUUAAAAUUGUAGGGAAAACACCGUUGGAAGCUGCUUCUGCUGUUGUUGAAGAUUAUGGACUUCCUUGCUCCCCAAUUGAAUUUGUUUCCGAGCUUUCACCGCAAUUCUCCGAUCAGUGGUGCAAUAUUAAAGCACUUCCUGGUGCCAAUCGGUUGAUUAAACAUUUGAAGAGCAAUGGAGUUCCAAUGGCCUUGGCAUCAAAUUCUCCAAGGGAAAGCAUUGAUGCCAAAAUAUCCUUUCAUGAUGGAUGGAAAGAUUCUUUCUCUGUUAUAAUUGGGGGUGAUGAAGUUCGAACAGGGAAACCUUCCCCUGACAUAUUCUUUGAAGCUGCUAGGAGGUUAAAGAUUGAGCCUUCCAGCUGUCUUGUCAUCGAAGACUCUCUACCCGGUGUUACUGCAGGUAAGGCUGCUGAGAUGGAAGUGGUUGCUGUACCAUCACUCCCAAAACAGUCUCAUCUCUUUACUGCAGCAGAUGAGGUGAUAAAUUCCCUACUUGAUUUGCAACUUGAAAAGUGGGGUCUACCACCAUUUGCAGAUUGGGUGGAGAGAACUUUGCCUGUAGAUCCUUGGUAUAUUGGUGGUCCUGUCAUCAAGGGAUUUGGUCGAGGCUCGAAAGUUCUCGGGAUUCCUACAGCUAAUUUGUCAACAAAGGACUAUUCAGAUCUCCUUGCAGAGCAUCCUGCAGGAGUUUAUUUUGGUUGGGCUGGAUUAUCAGGAAGAGGUAUUUUUAAAAUGGUGAUGAGCAUUGGUUGGAAUCCAUAUUUCAACAACAAAGAAAAGACUAUAGAACCAUGGUUGCUUCAUGAAUUCACUGAGGAUUUCUAUGGGGAAGAACUGAAGCUGGUUAUAGUUGGUUACAUACGUCCUGAGCAGGUCAAUUUUCCAACCCUUGAAAGCUUGAUUGCUAAGAUUCAUGAAGACCGUAGAGUUGCGGAGAGCGCUCUUGAGCUUCCUAUGUAUUCAAGUCAUAAGGAUGAUUCAUAUUUGAGAAGCUCAUAGUACUGAUUUUAUUAGGUUCUUUUAAAGAAACCUCAGCAUUUGUACUAGUGCCAAAAACAGCUUUCUUGUAUUAUACCCUGUGGUUCUUAAUCACCACUCACCAUAACACAAUUUGAUGUGUAACAUGCAUAGAUAGUAAUGAAAAAGGCCAUUAUUUCACUUUUAAUA